Nasonia vitripennis (jewel wasp) is the source of this 1372-nucleotide messenger RNA. Its product is annotated as low-density lipoprotein receptor-related protein 2-like. The transcript has 2 exons. The record is from RefSeq and is a predicted model, not a curated record. NCBI's taxonomy places the organism in Eukaryota, Metazoa, Arthropoda, Insecta, Hymenoptera, Pteromalidae. The coding region runs from base 58 to 1209 and encodes 383 amino acids.
AGAACGGACCACUGGCCAGACGUACUUUGUACAUUUCUCGAAAUUAUUUUUCUAAAAAUGAAGGAGAAAGUGUUCGGUUUAAUUUUUCUUUGGCUCGCCGUGAAAGUAUGUGAAUGUACGAAUAGUUCUGGCAAAUGCGACGUAAGAUACAGAUAUCCUGUGGACGAAAAGCCCGACCUAUUCCUUAACAUCAAGCACGAAGUGGAUCAAGGUACCUAUGGCAUUGGAAUAUGUCGAAUUCGUCACGAGGCAAAUUCGGUAUUAGACAUUUUCGAGAGCACACCUUACUACGAGGAAGGGCAGGAAAUCUCAAUAUCGAGCCUCCACUACGAUGCCCAAGAUGACGCGAUCCUAUACUUUACAAGAACCAAAAGCUCGAUGGCGAGGCUCUACAAAAUGCGCCUGAACGAGACUAAUCGGGAAUUGAUAUUCGAUCAAGAAGAGCUUUGGAGUUUGGGGUGGCCUUUCACCAGUUUUCUGAUAACGAAUACCGCUUACGACUGGGCAGCGAGAAAUUUGUACAUGAAUUUACACUACUUUGUAGGGGUCAUCAACAUCGAAAAUCCGUGGAACAUCAGUGUGAUACUGAAAAAGCGAGAAUUUAUCUCGGACAUCGCUGUACAUCCUAACAAAGGUUAUUUCUUCUUCGUCGACAAAGCUUCUAGAGCUAGAUCUUUGUCCGACAUAAGUAUUUACAGAGCUCAUUUGGACGGCACCAACAUCGUCGAAUUCCGAAAUACCAAGAGCAGCAAGAAGUACAUAACGAACAUAAUGCUGGACUUUUACGAGGACAAGUUGUACUGGAGUAUACCUGAUUCGGAAGUGAUACAAUACUCGAAUCUGGACGGCAGCGAUAUCAGAACCGUAAACAACGUUCGUGUUUAUUAUGAUAUACGGAGCAGCGCAGCUAGAACCCUGGCUAUCGACAGGCAUUACGUCUAUUAUCUUCUGGCUCACUCUAAAUCGGUUCGUCGACUCGAGAAAAGAAGCUAUUUGGAAGACGAGGAUUACGAAGUUUACAACAGAGAACAGAUCAAGGAGAUCAUGGUUUUCACGUAUGCCUCGCAGAAGAUCAGAAACGAUCAUCCCUGUAGGAGUGAAAAUAGCGAUUGUCCAAAAUAUUGCUUUGCAGUACCGAACGAUGAUUCGAUACAAGAUGUUUGCGCGUGUAGUUUUCUUGAAGAUACGUGCGACGAGGUAUUAGAAUAAUGAUUUGUACUAUAGUUUUAUUCUGUAACGAAAUGACUGACUUUAGAUAAUAAUGAAGACGAAUUUCUGUACUUGUUUACGAAAGACUGUUACUAUUACGUAUUCGUCGAUGUAAUAUUCGUAUUAUUCAUAAAUUAAAUAAUAAACAAGUACCACCCAACUA